Molecule: messenger RNA, 1902 nt
Organism: Peniophora sp. CBMAI 1063
Lineage: Eukaryota; Fungi; Basidiomycota; Agaricomycetes; Russulales; Peniophoraceae
Source: the annotation of a GenBank genome assembly
AUGGUGAACUUGACCCCACGCGAUUCAAUCGUGCAGUUCACCUCGCAGCUCCUGCGCGAUGCAAACACCACGAUCUCCUCGGGGAGAGGGGACUUGCGAUAUCUCCGUCAGCUUGACGCUGAUAUGGAACACCUGUCAGACGUCGCCUUCCAAUUGCGACACAGUCGUAACGCCUGCGCGCCUCUUCUGAGGCUUCCCCAGGAGAUCUUGGAGAAGAUAUUGCUAGCCGUCUCUGAGUCUGGAUGGCGACCUUCCUCAUCGAAUAAGAUUGGCUGGCUUGUCAUGACGCACAUCUGCCAGACACUACGUUUAAUUGCGCUUCAUCUUCAGACGCUCUGGGCCAAGGCCGUAUUCUAUCUGCCUUAUUCACAAGCAUGCAUGGAGAUCCUCUCUCGCGCCGGGAAAGUUCCUCUUUCUAUAACACUACGGCAAACUGAAGAGCGUCCUUCGACUGGUGUUGUGAGACUUCUCAAAGAGCAUAUAGACUCCGCCCGAUCUAUAGAUAUCGAAGAAUCGCGCGCGUACGAUAUCGAGGAGAUGGGGCUCUGGCCGUACAGACCUUCUGACCUUGCCGGGCGCAGUUUCCCGCUGCUAGAGGCCUUCCGGCUGAAGGCCUCACAAGCGCAUUACCAUCCUAAUGUCACGCCCGGCGGGCGAUUCCUGACUCCCGAGGCGAUGAUCGCCCCCAGACUACGAUCCUUGUGUCUGGAUAACAGCAUCAUCCCGUUUUCUCCGAACACACUCACCUCCCUCACGAUCUCAAUUUCAUACGGAAGCGAACACGAAGCCGACUACAUUCGCGCCACGCUCGAUGCCCGUCUUUUCGAUAUUCUACAAAGCUGUGGUCGGCUUGAAAAGCUCGUCCUCAAGCACGCGAUACCAGUCUCAUUCGCACGCUUUGAAGGGGCAAACAUCGACAUAUCCUCUUUACGAAGACUCCACGUCACCGAUGAAUAUGAUCAAGUUCUUGUCUUUUUGAAUGUCGUCCACGCUCCCUCAAACGUAGUGAGGGACCUCGUCUUCGGAGGUAACCCCACACCCGACACGACGCGCUUCUUCGGAUACGCAGACGAGAUAGAGAAGACCUUUACGAAAGUCUCAAUCGAAAUGCGACCGUAUGGCAUCGUCUUCCAGUUCUACGCGGAUCCCGCGCUCGCCAAGGGCAAUACUGAACCUCUUGACCCGACGUCGCAUAAUUCCCCAAUGCUCACUGUGUCAUUUAAUCGUUUGGAUCCCGAUACUGUGGGGUUAUUCGUGAAACAAGUACACGAAUGCAUGUACGGAGUAGGGGCGAGUUACGCCCGCACUCUUCACAUCAUAACCUGCCUCGAGCUUUCCCACGAACAAUGGGGACACAUCUUCGAAUUUUUCUCGGAGCGCGUCCAGACUCUGAUCGUAGACGUCGCUGCAUGUCCGUACCUUCAGCACCCUGCCAGUGCCAAUCAAAAUGCCAUCGCGGACGCAAUCUGCUCUAGACCGGGAGCCUUGCCCCUACUCAGGCGACUCAAGUUAGCCAAACUCACAGUCAAGCAUGACUUCUCUCUUUCCCGCAUCGAGGAGAUGUUACGAGGCUGUCAUGGCCAGGGUGUAGAUCUUGAGAGACUGCGUGUUGACACAGUGUCCUUUGCAUCCCAAGAGCUUGGUUGUGCUGCUCAGUGGGUCACGGAGCGCGUUGCCUUUUUGGAGGGUUUGGCUGAAUUCGACACCCUCGUCGAAGGCUUCGUUGCGGAGCCAGACGAAAGCACGGAGGACCCUGAAGUGCGAAGGGCGCGGGAACAAAAGGAAAGGAGGCGUGCCGAGCUUAAGAAAUACGUCAAAGCCGGAGUUCUGAACGCAGACUUGACGCUGUCAAUGUCUGAGAGGGGGAUAGAUGUCGGUGAUAGUCUCAUGAUGAUAGUAUAG